UUCGCCAUAUUUGCGGAAAGAGAAGCAAAGGCAGUGUGUUGUUUUGCAGUGUGCUGUAAUUUUCCACUUACUAGUGGAUCAGCGUUGAUAUCUGUCUUUCGCGAUGGAUUUAUUGACUCUAAUACUUCAUUAUCGUUCCCCCUUCACGAACCAUGGCACGUCAGAAUCUUCACUGUGUACAUAACCCCUCUUAUAAAGAGACUGGCGACACAGCCUUCCACAAAUACAGGCCUGUCUGUUGAGUCCGUCACUGUCUUUGGCCGAGUGUUAUUGUCAAAUAAUUCUUUGUCAGCCAUGGAAAUGCACAUUAAUAACUAUCAACUUCAUUCGAGAAGGGUAAACUUGACAUAAACAGCCACUAAUAUGAUUCUGUAAACCAAAAUACCCUCUUGGACGCGUAGAGAACUAGAGAUGGGGGAUCCCCAUGCACGGAAAAGUGCGGCCGUCAGCAGGCUUCGGCACCAACUUAGAAAGAAAAGAGAGUCGCUUGCUGACCAUUUUGAGUUCAAGAUGUAUAUUAUUUUUCAUUUCAAAGAAAAGAAGAAAAAGGUUGCUAUUUUUGAAGUAGCAGAAGUUGUUCCGGUAAUGACCAACAACUAUGAAGACAGUAUUCUCAAAGGUGUAAAGGAAGAGGCUUAUUCUUAUGAAAGCUCCCGAGAACUCCUAGACAAAGAUGUAGUUCAGUUGCAUGCUCCUAGGUGGCAGUCCAUGAGAAGGGAUGUCAUUGGAUGUACAACAGAGAUUGACUUUUUCCUUUGGCCUAGAAGUGACAUUGACAGGAUUGAGUGUCAACUCUUUUCUCGCUGGAAGGGAGACCAACUCCCAUUCAAACGUAUUGAGGCCAGCUUCUUGUUCAGUCACCUGGACUAUGAGAGACAGCUGAUGAGACUAGUGAGUCGGCGAGAUAAAGAGGGGCUCAUCAUCAACAACCCAUCCCAGACCAUGUUCCUCUUCAUAGACAAGCAGCAGCUACAGACUGCCAAGAACAAGAUCGUGGUGUUCAAGUUGUCCAGUGUCUGCCUCUAUCUGCCACAGGACCAGCUGACCCACUGGGGUGCAGGAAAUGUAGAGGAACUCGUUGCAACAUAUCUUUGACCCAGUGACUUUGACCUGACUAUGACACAGUUGGAGACGACCUUCUUCUUGACUAGUUCUGACCUAAGUGUCAGAUUGUAAUGUGUGUUUGAUAUGCUUUCUGUUUAGAUGGACUAAUGGUCAUACACAGAAAGCAUAGGCGCAAAUAUUUUUGUAAACAACUUCAUGACAAAUACAAACUCAAUUUCUUUCAAACAGGAUACCUUUACAUGGUGCAAGCAGAUGCUUUAUCUUGAGUAGGCUUGACUUGAGAUAUAUGUAUUGACAGCCCGAAAUGAGUCAGGAUAUAUAAUACUCUUAUAUUACGUUGUUUAACUGCAUUUGGUAUAAGCAGCUCUCUGGAUUAGAAAUGAAUUUCCCUCGACUUGAAAGUUGUUUGCUGUACAACAGGAACUAAAGGUUACAUAAUGUUAGUAUGUCAGUGAAACGGUACAAUAUUGUCAAUGUUAAAUCAAAUGUAGACACAUACUGUUAUAUGAUAAGUUACAAUUGAUUCAGCCAAAUCAUUGUUAUUUUAAAUGAUAAUUACAAAGCAUAAAUGAAAACAUUUCCAAAGAUUGCAUUAGUUAUGAUCAAACCUCAGUUUGCAUGAAGGAUUUUUAUGCAGAUGUCUGGAGCCAAGCCUACGCAAGUACUGAAGGAUCCAAGUUCAAACCCGUCUUCUUUUCUCCAUUUGCUCAUAUAGUGGUUCCCUAAGAUGGAAUGCUAUGUUGCAGAUACUGUAUGACUAAUGUACAUCUCAAUCAUGGGUUCCUCCUGAAGGUGAACUAAAUACCAAAGGUUCACGCCACCAUUGUUGUCACAUGUACCCACUGCAGUAGAUUAGAACCUUCUGUAUUCAAAACUGUACAGCUUUAGCAUCCUUGGAUUCCCAGGCCAUUUUUACUCAACUAUCUCCAAACUAUGUGGAAGACAUGGUGUCAAGUAAAGGGAUUGUAUGGCCUUAGUGGAUCCAUAACAAAAUGGCUAGGCCCCUCUGAGGAGGCAAUAGGAUGACUGCCUCUGGAAUAGUUAGAUGUGUUUCCAAAUGCCAAUUCAAUCUUGAGGAGGGAUGAUAUUAUUCAUGAGUGCAUAAUGCAAUUUUGAAAUUACUAGACUUGUUCAUGUUACUUUCUGCAAUGUCUAUGCUGAAGUAUAGGAGCUAAGACAGUUCUUUUUGGUGCUUAAUGUUAUUUAUGGGAGAUUAAGUGAAAUCAGAAUGGCCUGUGAAUCCUAGGAUAUACUUUUGUGUCUAGUGUAUAACAUUGGACAUUUUAACUUGAGAAAGAUUGGGCAAGACUGCAGUUUACUGGGCACAGCUUAUAGGCUAGCGCUUCUUGGAUCAGACUUCAGGUUGUGGCCCUCAUUUCACUGAUCUCGCAUGGCUUUUCGACCCUCCACUCUUACGGUUAGUUCUUUUGGGCUAUCGUAGGUUAUCCCCAACUCUAUCUCUAAGACCUUGAAUCACCUUUCUGAUCAAGCACCUCUUUACAAUCAUUUGGGUUGUUAGGUACCCCUUUCCGAUCACACACCCCUUCAUGAGUUAAGUUAUGGGUUAGCCUUCUCAACACUCUUAGCAUAUUAGUCCAAUGUAGUUUGAGGAAAAUCUUUUUAGAUUUUUAUAGAGUUUUUGAGUUUCAGGGGAAAAACAUGGCUGCUGCACAUGAUCAGGUUCUGAUCACUAGGAACACAAGUUCAAUGUAUUUGUGAUAUCAUGUAUGGUCCUGUGGUGAGGUGUUGGCUAAUUAGAUUAACAAAUAAACAUAGCUUAGCAAUGCGAGUUCGGUCCUCCGUUCUGCAAUCCGAAAAAGUGGACCCCAGUAAAGUGCAGUCCUCCCAAAAAUAUUUUAUUGCCUAUCUUUUGAAUACAAAUUGUCAAACAUGGACAAAUAAUAUUUUAGUUUUACUUCAUAGAUCAUAUGGACUGUUUUUAUGUGUAAUUGACAAAAUCUCAAGAUAUAUUUAAUAAUUGUUCAUUUCACAUAUUAAUUUUCACUAAAAUAUUAAUUUUGAAAUAAGAUCUUCUAAUCUAUUGCAGCUAUCAUUAUCAUUGUCAUAUAAACAUUGCCAUUGUCCAAAGUCUCAUCCAUAAUGAUCUUUUAAGGUUAUUUUUUAGUUUGUUUAUUGCAGAAUUAAUAUUUCAUCUUUUGUUGAGAAUGCUUUUGGUAGCUGUCUGAUCAUGUUGAUAAGCCAAAUUUGAACCAAUUUACCUGCCAAUGGUGUUUUCCAAUCUAAUCUACAUCCAGCACAUUAGCAGUCCAAACUAGGGUCUGUACAAGUGUUGGUCAUAGCUUCAUACCAUUUCUUCCCACACUUGUUUCUGCUGGAGACAAUGUUUCCAUGCAUAUAGUCAACAGAGUAUAUAAAAAGUCACAGUGAGUAGACUCCAGCUUAUCCAUUUGUUGUUCAUUGUAUAAAUUUUAUUCUCAUCGUUGGUAUUAACAUGCAGGUUGCUGCCAUCUCAUUGUUUAUGUAAGUUUCUUCCCAUAGAUUAUUCUAAGCCAUUCACACGGUGUAGUUGUUAUGACUAUGUUUUGUGGUAGGUAGUGAGGCAGGGGUUGGGCUCUCUAGGAAGUAAUCAUAAUCGGAGGCCAGGUGGGAAUAACUUGCGUCCUUGAAUGAUAAAAUACAGAAGAACAUGGUCAUAACGAACACUGAUAUAACAUACUGUUAUAAAAAUGCAAAAGUCCUGACUGCUUUACAAUAUGUUGUAAUAUAAAAUUCAUUGUAACAAAUUUUGUGUAAUGAAUUAAUGGAUAUAACAAACUGAUGUUUCAUUGCAAGAAGUAAACUCAAUAUUCCCGUGUGAAUUAAUGAUGUGGUCAAACUCGUGUCCGUCACCACCAGAGGGGAAUCAAACGACAUACUUGGAAGGGAAUCAUGAUCACUACAGUUCACCUACGGGGCGGUCGGGUAGCCUAGUGGUUAAAGCGUUAGCUCGUCACGCCGAAGACCCGGGUUCGAUUCCCGACAUGGGUACAAUGUGUGAAGCCCAUUUCUGGUGUCCCCCGCCGUGAUAUUGCUGGAAUAUUGCUAAAAGCGGCGUAAAACCAUACUCACUCACUCACUCACUACAGUUCACCUACAGAUUGGUGAGGCUCAGCUGCAAUCAGUGGAGAAUCAAUUCUGCAGUUUCACAGUACAUUGUUGCAACCCAUGUGUUAAAACUAAUCAAUGGUUAAAAAGCAAUCACUUGAAUUAUAUUUGAAUUUUGAAUUGUCUCGUGUGCACAUUUAUUUCAAGCAGUGUCAAACUUUCUGAAAUAAUCAGAGAUGGCCGCAAAGAUGACAUCCCCAUUCAUGUCACAUGACACGCUCUUCCAACUUAAUUCUAGUGCUGUAAUGUGUGUUUCUUAUAUUAUCAUAUUGUUACCAUUUGAGACUACCAACAAGUUGAUAUGAACCCAGACUGAAAAUACGCCCACAAUCUCUUGCACAUAUUGAAGUUAAAUGGUUCUUUACAAUCCAUGGUAUUCAAUCAAGUCUUUGCCUACAGAACUCUGAAUGAUAUAAUGAAUGGUGAGGCAAGCCAAUAUACAAAUCUACGGAUAUUACAAACAAGUUUGUUUCAUCAAUCCCUUGGAGUUCGUUAUAACCAUGUUUUACUGUAUUAGGGACUACCAACAUUUCCUACCUUUUGACAAAUCACUAUUUAGUGUGCUAUAGACAUACAGGAAAGGUUACAAGCCUCCUAUAACACAAAUAGUUGUUCAGACAUGCUGUAUCAACCAACAUGUAUGGCUGUAAUCUUGUCUUGUAACUGGUAUUAUGAUAUAACUGUGUUAUAGUAUGUCACAGUUCCCCCCCCCAGUCUAACACAUCUCAGAGACAGGAAUGCAACUUACCCUGAAAUAUUUAUACCUUUAAUAUUGGUCAAAUGGACUCUGGCUAGCAGGCUAGUGACAACUGCAUCCCUGUCGAGAUUCUUUAGAAUACAUUUACCAAAAACAUGGAACUGUGAGAAGGAAUCUGUGUGAUAAAAGGUGCAUUCCAAAGGGUAGUUAUUUGGCCUUGCUUGGGGAAUAUGUUAUUAAGAAUAGAAUAAUACAUACCUCCAGACUUUCUCAUGAUUUGGCACAUUAACAGUUUCAUUGUAGUAUGUUUUUGGAAAGUAUGCCUACCACAUUUAUUUCUGUUGUUUGGUGUGAUUAAUGAUGGCUGUCUUGAGUAUGUGGGUUUAAGAUGGAAUGUGAAUGACCGUGAAGCUGAAGUGUUUGCAAUGACUUGAACAAUAUGGGCUAUGAAUAUUGAUAGAACUCUGUUUUCUUUAACAGUCAACAAAGAACAAGUUAGGUCUUUCUGCAGAGAACUGCAUGUACUCUUGUAUCUUUAUUGGGAAAAUAUAUUUGUCUCUGGUCAUGCCAACAAGAAUUUAAUGCAGGAAGACUUAAAUUAAUGAUAAAUAAGUGCUAUCAGAUCUGUUUAUAUUCAUUGAACUUUUGUCAUUAUGUACUUUAUAUUCGAAUAUGUGAUAUUUGAUUGAAGAUAAAAUUUAGAAAUUGUCAAUUAUUUUUAAUCACCCUUGAAAAACGUUUUUGUAUUAACUGGGAUUUAAUGUAAUUUUCUAGAUGAGUUAAAAAUUAUUAAACAUUCACGUAAUAAGAAUUGAAGAUAACAUUAUUAGUUGUUACAUGAAACCUGUGAUCUACAACACAGUUAUGGGUGGAAUGGACUGGCAUCUUUGUUUUGGCUGUUGAGCCCAUUUCAGGUGUUGCUGGAUGUGUGUGUUGGAAUAUUGCUAAAGCAGCAUAAAACCCAACUCACUCUCUUUGUUUGGAGUGAAACAACAUAGUGUCCAACAUAUCCAAGUCUAAUAAGCUUUUGUGAUGUCAAGAACUUGGUUUUAGUGUGUGGGGAAGGAUGUCCAUAACAAUCGAGUUACUCAUUCACCCAUAACUGAAGUAGAUCUUCCUAUAUCGGAAAUCUGGGGAUCUGUCAGAAAUGUUAACUAUUCUAAAUACUGGGACUACUUUGACCUCUUGUAAGGAAAUGUAUAUUCUUGAAGCAUAAAAAAAUGAAACAUU
Haliotis rufescens (red abalone) is the source of this 6097-nucleotide messenger RNA. RefSeq lists its product as uncharacterized. The record is from RefSeq and is a predicted model, not a curated record. The coding region runs from base 412 to 1095 and encodes 227 amino acids. Lineage: Eukaryota; Metazoa; Mollusca; Gastropoda; Lepetellida; Haliotidae. The transcript is spliced from 7 exons.